Hemiscyllium ocellatum (epaulette shark) is the source of this 2851-nucleotide messenger RNA. RefSeq names its product NXPE family member 3-like. The record is from RefSeq and is a predicted model, not a curated record. The coding region runs from base 200 to 1918 and encodes 572 amino acids. Lineage: Eukaryota; Metazoa; Chordata; Chondrichthyes; Orectolobiformes; Hemiscylliidae. The transcript is spliced from 6 exons.
CUAACAAACAGACUGCCAGCCAAAUAGCUCUUGGAAAGGUAGCUGUCUAUAAGUCAUUUGUGCAGCAGAACAUCAAAGUUGACCCAGAAGAACCUACAGGUUUGAUUUUGGCUUUGCCAUGCAUGUAAGAGGGAAUUUAUUGGACCAGUAUUGGAGAUGGACAGAUUUACACCAUGUGAGUGCAGUGUGACCUUUCAAUAUGGAUGGACAAAGUACAAGAAAAUCUAAUCUCCUCUUCUCCAUACAUCCCUCCCACUUCACAUUGCUGGUAUUGACAGCUCUACUGCUCCUGAUUCUGAAUUUGUAUGGCAUUAUGUACGAUAAAACUGCAAUUCCUGGAUCUGUGUCCGAAUGGAGAAGAUAUCCAGUUCCAAAGUUUAAUCACACCAUGAUGCAGAAAGUGGAGACAAGGAAUCCCCAUUGGACAGACAGGCUGAUACAAUGUGGCUACCAGAUUCACAGCUUCACCCCUGAAGAAAGGUCAGAGGGAACGUCCCUUAUGAAAAUGAUCAAAUGGCCUAAGCCCCCCAACUCUGCUGUGCCCUUUCAGAAAAGCAGUGACCCAGCACACAUUCACUUUGUAAUUUUAAAUUCUGCAAAGACUUUCUAUGUGGGAGAUCAGUUACAAGUGAUGCUGCAGAUGAGUGAUUUUGAAGGUCACCCAAAGCGAUAUGGGGGUGACUAUCUCCAAGCUCGGAUCCACACCCCAGCUUUAAAAGCUGGUUCAGCAGGAACUAUUAUAGACAAUGAAAAUGGAUUUUACUAUGUCAAUUUUACUUUAUCAUGGCCAGGGAAAGUUGAAGUCUCAAUUUCAUUGGUUCAUUCCAGUGAAGGGAUCCAAAUACUCAAAAGGCUACGUGAGGAACGAAUCUCAAGAGUUUAUUUUCAAAGUACCUUACAGACCACUCGAUGUAAUCUUUAUUUGCCUCAAACUGAACCACUCUGUAACUUUACUGAUCCCAAGACUGGGGAGCCCUGGUUCUGUUACAAACCAAAGAAUUUUUCCUGCUCUGCUCGUAUCAAACGUGGCUUAGCAGGAUUUGAAAAAAAUCUCUUAACGGGAGAAGAGAAGCGCUAUUUCCAAAGUCGUAUCAAUCUCAAGCAGCGCAUAUUACCCAGUGGCACAGGAUACAUAAUGGUAGAGCCUUCACCUCGACCAACUCCGGCUCUUGGAAAAUGUGUCCGAGGACAGCCCAUUGUAUCACCAUCUGGUUUUUAUUAUAAGGACCGAUGGAUGUCAAUGACCUGCAAUAUCUAUCACUUUGACACUCCUGCAAAAAUGACAGACUGUCUUCGUCAAAAAAGAGUUUAUCUGUUUGGAGAUUCCACUAUGCGUCAGUGGUUUGAAUACUUGAUACAAAUGGUUCCAGGUCUCAAAACAUUGGAUCUUGGUAAUCCUAUCAAGCUUGGUCCUCAUCUUGCAGUGAACGUGGAGAACAACACUGUGGUAGAAUUUCGCCCUCAUGGUCUUCCCAUCCAAUUCCGCACCUUUCCAAGACACCUGCGUUACAUUUCAAAUGUGCUGGAUGAACUUAGAGGAGGAGAAAACACAACUAUAGCCAUUACCCUAAUGGCCCAUUUCACCCCAUUUCCUCUUGAAGUCUAUAUUCGAAGAAUACAGAAUGUCAGGAGGUCGAUUCUCCAGUUACUCGACAGGAAUCCGGAUACACUGGUUGUAAUAAAGACGGCCAAUGUCCGGGAAAACCCCCCACAGCUCGUUCCCUAUUACAGUGACUGGUACGCUUAUCAGAUUGAUUCAGUGAUGAGGAAGAUGUUCACAGGUAUCAACGUGGUAUUUGUAGAUGCCUGGGAGAUGACCAUAGCACAUUACCUUCCUCACAAUAUACAUCCUGGGAGAAUUAUUAUAAAGAAUCAAAUAGAUGAGUUUCUUUCAUAUGUGUGCCCUUCUGUAAAAUGAUGACAUUUCUAUGAAAUCAGUUCCAACCAGGGUUUUUUUAAUAAUCAUAUGAUUCAAAGUUUAAAUAACAUGUUCAUACCUUUGGGCUCUGGGCACUGCUACUGGAUAUCACUGUCUGACACUUGUCCAACAAAUCAGGCCUGAAAUGAAUACCUGUGCACUUCACUCAAACUGAUCAAACAGACACACACUCUCUCAUAAACACACAUACCUUCUCUCACAUGCACACACAUAACUGUCACACACACUUAUCCUCUUGCACACAGACAUACUGUCUCAUAUACACACACACACAUUCUCUUGCACACACAAAUACAUACGCUCACAUAUUUACACAAACACAGCUACAUACUUACACAUCCACUCUCUUACAUAGUCUCUCUUUCACUCUCACACACACACACAUCUUGCCUCACACAUAAAAACACUCACAUAUGCCCUCUCUCACACAAACACACAAUCUCUCUCACUCACAUACAAACUCAAGCAGCUCUCUCAUAGACACAUACUCUCUCUCGUACACAUAGACAUACGUCCUCUCACAUAUAUACAGACACUUACAUACAUUCUCUCAUGCACAUUUUUGCAUACACACACAUCCUAUUCCACACACAUUUUCUCUCUCUCACACACCUACAUAAAUAAACAAAUUAUCUCAUAUACACAUCCCUUACAUCUACACAUACACAUCCUGUUGCAUACACUCUUACACACACAUCCUCUCUCAUGCACACAUCUUCUUGCAUGCACAUGCACAGACUCUUUCUCAUACAAACACACACACACUCUGUCUGUCACAAACACUCUCACACAAACACAUGCACUCUUGCAUUGUUUCUCACACAAACGCUCACACACACAAAAACUCAAACAUACAUUCUCUUGUACAAACUCAAAGAAACCAAACACACACAUAGUCUCUCUCUCUCUCUC